This is a messenger RNA of Didymella exigua CBS 183.55, 1698 nucleotides long. Its product is annotated as inorganic phosphate transporter 1-6 /Pi cotransporter. Lineage: Eukaryota; Fungi; Ascomycota; Dothideomycetes; Pleosporales; Didymellaceae. Gene Ontology annotation, cellular component: membrane. Gene Ontology annotation, molecular function: phosphate transmembrane transporter activity. Gene Ontology annotation, biological process: transmembrane transport; phosphate ion transport. Bases 1 to 1698 code for a protein of 565 amino acids. The record is from RefSeq and is a predicted model, not a curated record. The transcript is spliced from 3 exons.
AUGGCCAUCAAGACAGCAGGAGGGAACAGCGCGUUCCACAACACGGUCAAUGACUUCGCGCACAUCGAAGACCCCAACGAGCGUCGUCGUCUCGCCCUCGCUGAAAUCGACAAGGCGCCUUUCGGCUGGUACCACGUUCGUGCCAUUCUCGUCGCAGGAACUGGUUUCUUCACCGACAGCUAUGAUAUCUUCUGUGUCUCUCUCUUGACCAUUAUGCUGGGUAUCGUCUACAAGCAGGACAACAAGGGCGUGCUCCUUACGACUCAGGACACUGCCAUCAAACUCUCAACUUCAGCUGGUACCGUCAUUGGUCAGGUUGGCUUCGGCGCCCUCGCUGAUAUCGUCGGUCGUAAGAAGAUGUACGGUCUGGAGCUGAUUCUCAUCAUCGCCGCAACUCUUGCUCAGUCACUCGUGGGCCCCGGUCCUGGAACAUCUAUCGUCGGUCUCAUCAUCUUCUGGCGUGUACUUAUGGGUAUUGGAAUCGGCGGUGACUACCCACUUUCUUCCAUCAUCACAUCUGAGUUCGCUACCACCAAGUGGAGAGGUGCUAUGAUGGGCGCUGUCUUCGCUAUGCAGGGUUUUGGUCAGCUCGGUGGUGCCGUCGUCAUGGUUUGCUUGACCGCUGGCUUCAAGUCCAAGCUUGAGAAGGCUUCUUCUUACGCUACCUGCACCGGCGAGUGCCGCGUUGCCGUCGACCAGAUGUGGCGCGCUCUGAUCGGUAUUGGUAUCGUUCCUGCCGUCUGCGCUCUCUACUUCCGCCUCACCAUCCCCGAGACUCCCCGUUACACCUUUGAUGUUGCUCGCGACAUCGAGAAAGCCGGUGCUGACGUCGCUCACUACGUUUCCGGCAAGAAGGGCGAGGGUGAUGUGGAUGCGAUCACUGCGGCCACCACCCCCCAAGCUUCCGUCGCUCAACUUGAGAUUCCCAAGGCCUCGUUCGGUGACUUUUUCCGCUUCUACGGCAAGCUUAGGAACGGCAAGAUUCUCUUCGGAACCGCCAUGUCGUGGCUGCUGCUCGAUGUCGCUUUCUACGGUCUCGGUCUGAACUCCUCUACUGUCCUCCAGGCUAUUGGUUAUGGUGGCGGCAGCACUGUCUACCACAAGCUUUACAACUUGGCCGCUGGUAACUGCAUUCUCAUCUGCGCUGGUGCCAUUCCUGGAUACUGGUUGGCUGUUGCAACCAUCGACACUGUCGGUCGUAAGAUCCUCCAGCUCGUCGGUUUCAUCAUGCUCACUAUCCUCUUCCUCAUCUGGGGUUUCGCCUACCACCACCUCAGUGGCCACGCCAUGUUGGCCAUCUACGUCCUCAUCCAGCUCUUCUUCAACUGGGGUCCCAACACCACCACAUUCAUCGUUCCCGGCGAGUGCUUCCCUACCCGCUACCGUUCUACUUCCCACGGUAUCUCUGCCGGAUCCGGUAAGAUCGGUUCCAUCAUCGCUCAGGGUGCCAUUUCUCCUCUGCGUACCCGUGGUGCUACAAAGACCAACGCCAACCCAUGGCUCAACCACGUCAUGCAGAUCUUCUCUGCUUUCAUGUUCGCUGGUAUUUUCACCACCCUUCUCAUCCCCGAGACCAAGAGGAGAACCCUCGAGGACCUCGCACAGGACUGGGACAUGGGUAACGAGAGCAUCACUGGUGCACCGAUUCUUCACCAGAAGACCAGCGAGCGUGCUAGCGAUGAGGAGCCCAAGGUUUAG